ACCCCAAAACCACCAAUUACAAGAUCAACACCUCCCAUUAUUAAACUCCCAUCUCCAUACCUUUCUUCUUCAAAUUCCACUCUCUUUCUCUCUCCUCGCCCUCUAAAAACAAAAAAAAAAAAAACAAAUUUCAACCAUCAGAUGUGGCGGUUGGCGGCGGCAGUGAGAAGUAAACUCCACAACAUAAGGAAGAGCCCACGAGUGGCUGAUGAAAGCAUGUUCAGCGGCGGUGGAGUUGACGGCGGCGGAAGGGUGGUCGACGGCGGCCGCCGUAGAGAGAGAAAUUCACAUGGGGUUUCGAUAAUUUACAAUGUUCUUCGAACCCCAUUUUCGUUUCUAUCUUGCUUCUCUCACCCACAUGUUAAUGGCGUCGACGGGAUGUGGGUCUCCGGCGAGUUCGCCAGAAUAUCUGAAGUGAAUCAUCUUAUGGUAAGUGACAGCAUGAGAUAUGCUAUCUUAAUGUAAAUGGGUUUGUGUGGAUAUUUGUUAUAGAGCCAUUGGGACUUAGUUUGGAUCCUUUUAGUAUUACAAUUGUUGGGUCGGAAUUCAAAUCUUGGAUCGAAAUGUUACCGAGUUAUGUUUCGAUUCGUGUUUGAAUUCGAGUUAGGUUUCAAAUAUGCAUGUAUAAAACAAUGUAUCACUUCACAAAUUACAAAAUUUUUCAAUCACAUUUGUCAUCU
Cucurbita moschata (crookneck pumpkin) is the source of this 680-nucleotide messenger RNA. RefSeq lists its product as uncharacterized. The record is from RefSeq and is a predicted model, not a curated record. The transcript has a single exon. Lineage: Eukaryota; Viridiplantae; Streptophyta; Magnoliopsida; Cucurbitales; Cucurbitaceae. Bases 142 to 465 code for a protein of 107 amino acids.